Molecule: messenger RNA, 1453 nt
Organism: Salvia miltiorrhiza (redroot sage)
Lineage: Eukaryota; Viridiplantae; Streptophyta; Magnoliopsida; Lamiales; Lamiaceae
Exons: 5
Coding region: 189-1232 (347 amino acids)
Molecular function (GO): nitronate monooxygenase activity
Source: RefSeq, a predicted model, not a curated record
UGGUAUACGUAUUCGCUUACGACAUAUGCUGCACUUCCAAUCAUUUCGAAACACAGAAGAAAAGAAUUUGCUUACGUUUGUGGAAGGCAAAGAUUAAUAACACUCCUUCUCCUCCAACAAUUAUACACAAUACUUGGUCAGAAUAUUAAAUAUUGGAAUUUGGCGAAGUAAGUGAGAGAGAGGAAAAGAUGGGGUGGAGAGGAAUACUGGGAUUUGAGUAUGGGAUAGUUCAGGCGCCAUUAGGCCCUGACAUCUCAGGUCCAGAGCUGGUCGCAGCUGUCGCAAAUGCCGGUGCUCUUGGUUUUCUUAGAAUUCCUGAUUGGGAAGCUCCAGAUUAUGUGAGGGAGCUUAUAAGGAAAACUAGAGCUUUGACUGAUAAGCCAUUUGGUAUUGGCGUGGUUCUUGCGUUUCCUCAUGAAGAGAACAUUAGGGUCAUACUUGAGGAAAAGGUUGCAGUUCUGCAGGUCUAUUGGGGCGAAUGUUCCCAAGAUCUUGUGCGCCGGGCUCAUGAAAACGGGGUGAAGAUUAUACCUCAAGUUGGGAGCUUCAAAGAGGCAGAGAAAGCAGUGAAGGUGGGUGUAGACGGGAUUAUGGUUCAAGGGCGUGAAGCUGGAGGGCAUGUCAUUGGUCAGGACGGGUUAAUCACUUUGUUGCCAAGAGUAGUUGAUCUUGUCCGUGGACGUGACAUCCCUGUAAUUGCUGCUGGAGGGAUAGUGGACGAGCGUGGUUAUGUAGCUGCUCUCGCCUUGGGAGCGCAGGGUAUUGCACUAGGGACUAGGUUCCUUGCAACAGAAGAAAGCUUUGCUCACCCUAUCUACAAACAAAAGCUGGUCGAGCUGCAAGAAACUGAGUACACAGAUGUUUUUGGUCGUGCAAGAUGGCCUGGUGCACCUCACCGCGUUUUAAUAAAUCCUUUGUUUAUGGAUUGGAGGAGCUUUCCAAGUAACGAGAACGAGAGCAAUCAGCCCAUCAUUGGCCGUUCACUCAUACAUGGGGUGGUGAGUAUUUUAUUUGUCACUCAACUUUUCUAUUUGAUCAAAAUAAGACCUAUUUGCCAGGAUUUUGUGAAGAUUUUGAUAUUCUUGAUCACUGAUCACCAUUAUUCAGCAUCAUCCCAAGCCUUUAAUGUUACUUAUUUUUUUCUUUUCUUUUUUCGUAGGAAAAAGACAUUCAUCGUUUUGCUGGUACGGUUCCAAAUGCAACGACAACUGGUGAUAUCGAAAGCAUGGUGAUGUACGCGGGACAAAGUGUCGGCCUCAUCAACGAGAUCAUACCGGCAAGUGAAGUUAUCAAGAGACUUGUUAAAGGGGCUCAAGUUCUUAUUCAGAAAGAAUUUACCCCAGAAGGUAUUUUAGGUGAAACUGAAUCAGGUGUAAUAUGAAGUCUAAUUGUGUAAGUAAUGCUGAAACAUAUUUCCUCUUCUUAGCAAUGCUCAAUUCUUGUGUGUCCUAAU